GAGCCAAUCGUUACUCGGCGCCUGAAGGGGCAGUACCCACGCAAGCCACUUAAUAUGGCGGAGGACGUCGCCUCAGCGGCCCCGAGCCCGCGGGGCUGUGCGGAUGGUAGGGAUGCCGACCCUACCGAAGAGCAGAUGGCAGAAACAGAGAGAAACGACGAGGAGCAGUUCGAAUGCCAGGAACUGCUCGAGUGCCAGGUGCAGGUGGGGGCCCCCGAGGAGGAGGAGGAGGACGCGGGCCUGGUGGCCGAGGCCGAGGCCGUGGCUGCCGGCUGGAUGCUCGAUUUCCUCUGCCUCUCUCUUUGCCGAGCUUUCCGCGACGGCCGCUCCGAGGACUUCCGCAGGACCCGCAACAGCGCAGAGGCUAUUAUUCAUGGACUAUCCAGUCUAACAGCUUACCAGUUGAGAACGAUAUACAUAUGUCAGUUUUUGACAAGAAUUGCGGCAGGAAAAACCCUUGAUGCACAGUUUGAAAAUGAUGAACGAAUUACACCCUUGGAAUCAGCCCUGAUGAUUUGGGGUUCAAUUGAAAAGGAACAUGACAAACUUCAUGAAGAAAUACAGAAUUUAAUUAAAAUUCAGGCUAUAGCUGUUUGUAUGGAAAAUGGCAACUUUAAAGAAGCAGAAGAAGUCUUUGAAAGAAUAUUUGGUGAUCCAAAUUCUUAUAUGCCUUUCAAAAGCAAAUUGCUUAUGAUAAUCUCUCAGAAAGAUACAUUUCAUUCCUUUUUUCAACACUUCAGCUACAACCACAUGAUGGAGAAAAUUAAGAGUUAUGUGAAUUAUGUGCUAAGUGAAAAAUCAUCAACCUUUCUAAUGAAGGCAGCGGCAAAAGUAGUAGAAAGCAAAAGGACAGGAACAAUAACUUCUCAAGAUAAACCUAAUGGUAAUGAUGUUGAAAUGGAAACUGAAGCUAAUUUGGAUACAAGAAAAAGUGUUAGUGACAAACAGUCUGCGGUAACUGAAUCCUCAGAGGGUACAGUAUCCUUAUUGAGGUCUCACAAGAAUCUUUUCUUACCUAAGUUGCAACAUGGAACCGAGCAACAAGACCUUAAUAAGAAAGAAAGAAGAGUAGGAACUCUUCAAAGUACAAAAAAGAAAAAAGAAAGCAGAAGAGCCACUGAAAGCAGAAUACCUGUUUCAAAGAGUCAACUGGUAACUCCUGAAAAACAUCGAGCUAGAAAAAGACAGGCAUGGCUUUGGGAAGAAGACAAGAAUUUGAGAUCUGGCGUGAGGAAAUAUGGAGAGGGAAACUGGUCUAAAAUACUGUUGCAUUAUAAAUUCAACAACCGGACAAGUGUCAUGUUAAAAGACAGAUGGAGGACCAUGAAGAAACUAAAACUGAUUUGCUCAGACAGCGAAGACUGAUUGUGUUUGUAAAAGCUUGAUGAAAGGACAGUUAAGUAUUUUAAUCACUGCAUUUUGUUUGAAACUUGUGUCAUUGAUGUAAUUUAAAACUUUUGUUUAAAGCAUUACAGUAUUUUUCUGUGACCAUCAAUUAAUAUGAGGGUUUGUGCUAUAAGAGUUUAAGAGUUAAAGCAUAUGCUAUCAUUGUAUUCUUUAAGAACCUUAUUUUGAUAAAAUGUAAAUUUGUUGAACCCUGCCACAUUUAGUAUCCCCACCCCCAAAUCCUGUUCCAAUGAAAAAAUUAAAACCUGGUACGAAAAAAAAAAAAAAUUUCAGUUAACCUAUUUUGUGUCCUGUAGGCUGACCUCAACCCUGUAACGUAACCCAUUAAAUGAAUUUUCUUUUUUUUGAGACAGCGUUUCUCUCUGUUGCCCAGGCUGGAGUGCAAGUGUGCAAUUUCAGCUCACUGCAACCUCUGCCUCCCGGGUUCAAGCGAUUCUCCUGCCUCAGCCUCCUGAAUAGCUGGGAUUACAGGCACACACCACCACGCCCAGCUAAUUUUUGUAUUUUUAGUAGAGGUAGGGUUUCACCAUGCUGGUCAGGGUGGUCUCCAACUCCUGACUUCAUGAUCCACCCACCUCGGCCUCCCAAAGUGCUGAGAUUACAGACAUGAGCCACUGCGUCCUGCCUAAAAUGAAUUUUCCAGAUGAUUGAAUAACAGUAGUCCUUUGAUAGGAGAUAAUGACUUGGUUUAUGGCCUUAAUAUACUACUUAAUUACUUAAGAUGUUUAUUAAUAGAAUGAUAAAUGUACAGAGUAACCUAUAAGCAUGACAUACUUUUGCUUUCAGUAGUUUCAUGUAAAGAAAAAACUUGAAAAUAGUAAUACCUGAGGACCCAUGGGAAUAAUAGACACUGGGGAGGUAGGGUGGGGAGCGGGAGCAAGAGCUGAAAAACUACCUACUGGGGACUCUGCUCACUACCUGGGUGACAGGAUCAUCCAUACCCCAAACCUCAACAUCACACAGUAUACCCAGCUAACAAACCUGCUCAUGUGUUCCCUGAAUCUAAAAUAAAAAUCGAAAUAAUUUUUUUAAAAAAGAAAAAGACAGUAGUAUUACCCAUGGGACAAAAUUUGUACUAUUAGCAAGAAUCAUUUUGUGUCUCAUUUAGAAACAAUUUGACUUUUGUUCCAGUGUUUAAACUUUGACAAAAAUGGUUUUGAAUAGAUCUUUAUAACCUGAUGCCAUAAAUACAAGAUUCUCUGAUACCUUCAUUUAAUAUAUCAGUAUUGGGCCUAAAACAGUAUUCUGUAAAGCUUAAAUUGCUAUUAACUAUGAUCAUCUUGAUGUCUAUGAUAGAUAAUAAACAAGGUCGUACAUACCUUACUAAACAAUUUUGGUUUUUCACCAACAUUUUAUUCUUUAAAAGAUUUAGACUAACAGAAUUAUUUAGCAUUUCGAGUCAUGUGCUUUAUUUAGCAAGUGAGUAAAAAUAUUGGAAUAUUGAAGUAUUUGCAUAAAAAAUCAGAUGGUGGUGUUUUGUAAUCUGUAUUAUAUUUCCUAUUAAGGUUUCAUAUAUUACUUUCCCAUUGUUCCUGAAUUUGUUAUUCUGUAUAUAAACAGAAAUAUGGAUGAGUACCA
Pongo pygmaeus (Bornean orangutan) is the source of this 2985-nucleotide messenger RNA. RefSeq names its product telomeric repeat binding factor 1 (gene TERF1). The transcript has 10 exons. Gene Ontology annotation, biological process: negative regulation of DNA replication; telomere maintenance via telomerase; negative regulation of telomeric D-loop disassembly. Gene Ontology annotation, molecular function: protein homodimerization activity; ankyrin repeat binding; DNA binding, bending. The coding region runs from base 55 to 1365 and encodes 436 amino acids. Gene Ontology annotation, cellular component: nucleus; chromosome, telomeric region; nuclear telomere cap complex. The record is from RefSeq and is a predicted model, not a curated record. Lineage: Eukaryota; Metazoa; Chordata; Mammalia; Primates; Hominidae.